CAAACAUUUUCCUUCUAACUUCUCUUCACCUCAGUGUGUUGCUUCAGCUUCUCGAUUUUUUAUUCCGGCGAAUUCUACGGUCAUGAUGAAUCUAACGCACUCGGGGAGCUGAUGUCAACGCGUUCCAAGCUGCGUUGAAUCGAGACAUCGAAGGUUCUAUGUCGACUUCGCAGUUUUCUGGCACAAACACCGCCUGGGCUAUUGUGUUUCAAGGAAGCAACCAUUCUUCCAGCCAGGCUUUUCUAACUUGGGAGAAUGUGAAUGGGGAUGCUAAUACCAACCUCCAUAGACAGCCCAGCCUAGAAAGUGCUCAGAUGAAGGAGCAACAAGGAUCAGCCUUAGAGAAUGAACGCCAAAAUGGCGUAAAAUGUGCGAAAAAUUCUCAUUUACAACACAACCAGCCUCAGGAUCAUCGUGAAUCAGGUCAACUGUGGGAGAGGCCUCUUCAGGUUUCCCAAACACCUGGGUUGCAGGUUUCUGAGAAGAAUCCUCUUUCUACUAAACCAAAGAGAUCUCAUAAUCAAGAGAGUGAAUCCAUGAAAUUGCAGAAGAUGAGUAGUCAACAGGCCCGUGCAAUGAAACAACCUGUUGACCCUAGAAACCGUGAUCCUAGGAAAGUGUCAUUUUCUGUAUUUCUGCAGACCCUACAGGCCCUAUUGGAUAAAGAUAGGGCAAUGCAGCUCCAUAUCCUGAGUGCUAAGCUCCAGAGAAACGAAAUUUCAAAGGAUGUAUUCGGACGACAUAUGAGAGAUAUUGUAGAUGAUCAAAUUAUGAGGCUGGCAUAUAGGAAACUGCAACAGCCAAAUUCUCAUGCCCGACCUGUGACCUCUCCAGCAGGAGUUACCGUUAAGAGAGCUCCGAAAAAUCGCGUUGUUUGUCAGAAGAAACCACCAAGAAAGAAGCAGAAAGUAACCGGACCAUCUACGAAUCAAAGUAUUGGACAGCUUAAUGGUGUCGCUGCAGUCAGUGGUGUCAAUCUCAGGGAAGUAGAGGAACACUGA
Tarenaya hassleriana is the source of this 1001-nucleotide messenger RNA. RefSeq names its product transcription initiation factor TFIID subunit 4b-like. NCBI's taxonomy places the organism in Eukaryota, Viridiplantae, Streptophyta, Magnoliopsida, Brassicales, Cleomaceae. The record is from RefSeq and is a predicted model, not a curated record. The coding region runs from base 159 to 1001 and encodes 280 amino acids. Gene Ontology annotation, cellular component: transcription factor TFIID complex. The transcript has 6 exons. Gene Ontology annotation, molecular function: RNA polymerase II general transcription initiation factor activity; DNA binding. Gene Ontology annotation, biological process: transcription initiation at RNA polymerase II promoter.